This is a messenger RNA of Diabrotica virgifera virgifera (western corn rootworm), 822 nucleotides long. RefSeq names its product gamma-glutamylcyclotransferase. Gene Ontology annotation, molecular function: gamma-glutamylcyclotransferase activity. Bases 237 to 755 code for a protein of 172 amino acids. Lineage: Eukaryota; Metazoa; Arthropoda; Insecta; Coleoptera; Chrysomelidae. The record is from RefSeq and is a predicted model, not a curated record. The transcript has 4 exons.
AAGAAAUAAUAUUUACGGAGAGUCAUAAAAUAAAAUAUAAUAUGUAGUUUAAAAUGAGUCGGUUUAUCAGUUGUUAUAAUUAUAGUCUAUUAAGUGUAAAAAUGUUAGAUAAAGCCUAUUUUUAAGUACGGUACAUUUAUGCAUAUUUAAAGUAAUGUUUUAUCUUUUUCAAUGUCACCUGCAAGAAUUGUAGUGCUGGAACUAUUCAUCUGUUCUUAAAUAUUGUUAAUAGUGUUAUGACGGGAAAGAAAAGUAUUUAUUUUGCAUAUGGAAGCAAUUUGCUGGAAAGACGAAUGCACCGAUCCAAUCCGAAUGCAGUUCGAUGUGGCAAAGGCGUAUUGAAGGACUAUCGAUUCGACAUGGGAACUUAUUGCAAAUUUUGGAGAGGCUGUGGUGCAAAUAUAACUGAAGCAUCUGGAGAAAAGGUCUUUGGAGCUCUGUGGGAAUUAAAAGAUGAAGAUUUUAUUAAUUUAGACAGGCAGGAAUACGUCCAUUUAAAUGUUUACAAACGAAUAUUAGUUGAAAUUGAAACUCCAGAGGGCCAAAAACUUAACUGUAUAGCAUACCAGAUGGUGAAUAAUUUUGAAAAAGUGGAUUUGGCCAAUUUACCAUUUGAUCGACGACCCAGUCCAGCUUACAUGGAUGUCAUAAUUAAAGGAUCUCAAGAGACAGGUCUGCCGAUAGAUUAUACGAAGUUUUUGGGAACUGUUUCUACGAAUGGAAUCGAUUAUUAUCCAAAUUUGGAUCCGGAAUAAUAUACAUGUUUAUUAUUCUCGAUUUUAAAGUUAUUGUAUAAAAUAUAAAUAUAUUUUUGUUAACAUA